AUGUCGAAAAAACCUACUACUGGGCCUGCCUUGCAUAAAGUGAUUAUGGUGGGUAGCGGCGGAGUCGGGAAAUCCGCGCUAACGCUGCAGUUCAUGUACGACGAGUUUGUGGAGGACUACGAGCCUACGAAAGCAGACAGCUACCGUAAAAAGGUUGUCUUGGACGGUGAAGAGGUCCAAAUCGACAUCCUGGAUACGGCGGGCCAAGAGGACUAUGCCGCGAUCCGGGACAACUAUUUUCGCAGUGGGGAAGGAUUCCUUUGCGUGUUUUCCAUAACCGAAGACGAUAGCUUUCAAGCCACUCAGGAAUUCCGGGAACAAAUAUUACGUGUCAAGAACGAUGAGAACAUACCCUUCCUGUUGGUUGGGAAUAAAUGCGAUUUGAAUGACAAAAGAAAGGUACCACUAGCUGAAUGCCAGUCCCGUGCCCAGCAGUGGGGUGUGCCAUACGUCGAAACAUCGGCUAAAACACGCGAAAACGUCGACAAGAUCUUUUACGAUCUCAUUCGAGACAUCUCGAACAGAAAGAAAAUCAGCCAAAACACGACCCCGCAGCCCAAUCGGAACAAGAAGGGCUGUUGUCGGAUACUCUGAGUAUGAAGUUUCAUACUCAACGCUGAACCUCUCGUCCACACCGACCUGCCACUCAUCGUGUAAACUAAAAUGAUAUUAAAAUCAGGGCGAGUGUAAAACUGCAAGGUUUCACUCGGAAAAGCGAGAAGGUAUCAUGUAAACGGAACCAAACUAAUGUAAGAUUACUAAUGUAUGCUGUUCUGCAGUAAGCUGAAAAUUAAUGUUCGGGUGUAUCGACACACCCUUUGCAGAGCAAUUUUUGAUGGGCCAUUAAUACGGAGAUGGUACAGUACAUUCGCAGACCUCAUAAAUUUUGCUGAAGUUAAAACUGACGAACGGUACCAAGUUGACAGGAUCGAACCAAUAAAUCCAAACUCGUCGGACAGAAUAGUUAGUUUAAGGCUGGACAGUUGAAUUUAUUUACUGACCAAUUUUAUGUAAAAAAGGAGUUAUGGUGCAAAGAUACUUAGGUAUUAGUCUCGUUUCCAUUCGAUUAUAAUCUCACGCCAGCGCUGUAUUUUGUUCACAUUUCGAUCUUUUCCUCAAUUUUCUUUUACUAUUCCAAAAACGUAACAAGCUAAAGAAUGUGCUUGUUUUCGCUUACGUUAGACAAUAUAUGUGCUCGCGGGAGGGAAAUACAUCAAUGUUAUUUGUUUGAGUGUAAGAUCAGAGUAAUCGUAAUUAACACGUGUCGGGUAUGUUCGAGAAAUUAAUGGAAAUUAUUUUAUCAGCAAUCAGUAUAUAUGUGUUGCUCUAAGAAAAACCAAUAUCAAGGCAAGAAUAAAUAAAACUCUGAAUGGAUGA
Messenger RNA from Anopheles nili, 1377 nucleotides. It is a transcript of the gene Rala, whose product is annotated as ras-related protein Ral-a. Gene Ontology annotation, molecular function: GTP binding; GTPase activity; GDP binding. Bases 1 to 594 code for a protein of 197 amino acids. The transcript has 4 exons. Gene Ontology annotation, cellular component: plasma membrane. NCBI's taxonomy places the organism in Eukaryota, Metazoa, Arthropoda, Insecta, Diptera, Culicidae. The record is from RefSeq and is a predicted model, not a curated record. Gene Ontology annotation, biological process: Ras protein signal transduction.